GCAUUCAUUUUCUACUGCUACCGUCACAGUUGUGUUUCAGUUGCAUCACUCGAUACAAUUGGCUGGCAAACACGUUUUCUUUACACUGUCCCUAUUGUCCGCGUAAAUGCGAGGCGAAACAUGCUUUUGCUUGUCUAUCGGCAUGCAAUUACUGCCACUUGUAUCGACAUUCGCGGAAGUGACUUCGUCUACCCAGCACGUGUGCCUGACCGAAUCUAUAAUUUCGGGAAACAACCGUGCAAUUGCAUCCGUUUAUCCGUAAUUUUCUCAACGAGAACCGUGUCGAAUUGAACGAAAAUAACCGACGAUAACGUGACAGGGUUAAAGUACACGGUAUGCAACGAACUUCGUACGACACAAGCAACUUCGUGACUUCACCUGAGAAAGUUUUACCUAUUCGUUCGUGCGAAGGGACAUGACUGAACCGCCGUUACACGAAUGGGUCGUACCCUUUCGAGAAUUGUUGAACGUUCAGAAGAAUUAUUUAAAAUGCAGUGGUAUCUGGAUAAUAGACCCAAAACGCUCCUCAUUUCUACAAAGUGCAUACCUUCUGUACAAAGGAUGGAUGCUGAGCGCGAUGUACAUCUUCGCGAUUACUCUGUUCGCGGAUAUUUACGACAACGUAGAUAAUUUAUCAAUUACCACCGACGAUGGAUGCAUCUUCGCCGGGAUGCUCGUGGUGAUUUUCAAAGCGAUGAAUUAUCAAAUUCGACGGAACAAGAUAGCACGAUUCGUCAGUGAGACGUUGAAGUGCGUUGAUGAUCUCUCCAAGUUCUCCAAUGCUAAGUAUGCGAAAUGCAUCGUCGAAAAAUACCAAGUACGCAACAGGGUACUCUUCUACGGGUUCACCGUGCUGGGAUGCGUUUUGGGGGUCGCUCUGUUAUUUUGCUCCCCGAUGGAGAACGGUCUGCCGAUCCGAGCAAAGUACCCUUUCGAUACAACCAAACCGUUUUGGCACAGGAUAGGUCUUUUCAUCGAAACCUGCGCUGUUUGCGGUGGUCUAGUCGCAAUUAUCGCUAUGGACAGUAUUACAGUACUGACAUCAAGUAUCAUCACCAUGCUGCUUGAUAUUCUGAAUUUUAAUUUUGAGAAUUGCAGCAAUCGAGCUUCGAACGAUGUAAAGGGAAGAUCAUCGACUGCCAGAUCAAAUUUUUCAAUAAUUCUAACAGAUUUUUCUUUUGCAGGAAGACGAAAUUCGCACGGAGCUCGGCUGCAAGGUCCAACCCCACGCAAGGAGAACAAAUAACAUUUUCUUAUACCGAUACAAAAUCUGUCUUCGAUUUCAUCAACGACUGGUGUUCCUCAGCAAGGAGUACAAUCACAUAU
This is a messenger RNA of Osmia bicornis bicornis, 1326 nucleotides long. RefSeq lists its product as uncharacterized. Gene Ontology annotation, biological process: detection of chemical stimulus involved in sensory perception of smell; sensory perception of smell. Gene Ontology annotation, cellular component: plasma membrane. The coding region runs from base 416 to 1246 and encodes 276 amino acids. The record is from RefSeq and is a predicted model, not a curated record. The transcript is spliced from 3 exons. NCBI's taxonomy places the organism in Eukaryota, Metazoa, Arthropoda, Insecta, Hymenoptera, Megachilidae. Gene Ontology annotation, molecular function: odorant binding; olfactory receptor activity.